This is a messenger RNA of Pelagomonas calceolata, 1566 nucleotides long. Lineage: Eukaryota; Pelagophyceae; Pelagomonadales; Pelagomonadaceae. The record is from the annotation of a GenBank genome assembly.
CAGCUCAGGGAUCCUGCUGCUAUACGCGCCGCUGUUGCACCGACGCAACGCAGCUCUCUGCUACUACACCAGUGAUCAUGCGUGCCGCCGCCGUCGUCCUCGCUCUCGCAUUAGGCGCGGAGUGCUUCGCCCCGGCCCCCACUGCUAGAUCCAGCACGGCCCUCAACGCCGCCGGCCAUGCGGUCAUCGUGCGGUUGCGGCGUCGGAAGUCUUCGAGUUGUUGCCUCGCUGCCGUCGACGCUGUACGCGGAUGUCGGCUCAAUGUCGUCAAACUUCGGCCGACGCUGUGCCCAAUGUGUCGGUUCGACGGCGUGUCCCGCUCGCAGGUACAAAACAAGGGCGGCGGCCACGGCGAGAUCGGUUUUCAUCUGGCCAAGAACCUGGCUGACAAGGACCUGACCGUGACCAUCGUGCAGGACAGCGCCGCCAAAAAAGAAGCUUUGCCGUUCAGCAAGUACGGCGAGCUCCCGUCGUCCGUGAAUGUGGAGUGGGUCGACACGUCCGACGCGUCGGCCGUAGAAGCCGCCUGCGGCGACAAGGCCACGCACGUCUUCGACAACAACUCGAAGAAACCGGGCGACGCCGCGCCCAUCAUCUCCGCGGCGAAGAAGUCUGAUGCGUUCUACAGCUUCGUCUCAUCGGCGGGCAUGUACGCCGCCAAGGGGAUGUUGAAGGAGGAGAAGAAGGUCAAGGACCCGCCGACCGGCCAGCGCGAGGUCGAGAACGGUGUGGAAAUCAACCAGUGCGUCGGGUGCACAAUGACGCGGCCGUGCUGGCUCCGUCGAGCGGCGAGGAACCGGCAUCGCUACGCCAUCGAGCAGGCGUCGCAUCGAUGGCGUGGAGGACGGCGCGAUGCUUCAGCACGAACGCGCCGUAAAAUUUGAUUUCCACACAGGUCGAGAUGACCCUCGAGAAGGAGUUACCCGGAAGGUGGACGGCCUUCCGGCCGCAGUACAUCUACGGCCCCUACACGAACAAGCGCGAUUAUUUGGAUUGGUUCCUGAACCGAGCCGCGCGGGACCUGCCGAUGCCGGUCCCGGCCGACGCGCAGCAGCCCGUCUCUGUCACUCAUUGUGAAGAUGUGGCUUCGUUGAUCGGUUCCGUCGUCGGCAAAGAAAGUGAAGCGGGCGGCGAGAUCUUCAACUGCGGCACGAACAAGAUGUGUUCCUACGACGACGUGUGCAUCGCCGCGGCGAACGCGCUCGGCAAGGAGGCGUUAGUUACGGCAUUACCGCCGGACACCAAAUCCUCGUUCCCCUUCCGGCCGAACGCCGAGGGCUUCGCCGUGCGCGUGCGCAAGGUCAUGUCCACUCUUGGCUGGGAGGGCGCGAAGCACAACGUCCUCGAGGACAUCGCCGCGGACGGGUUCUACACGAAGGACUUCCUCGCGCUGGGUCUGGACCAGGGCGACCUCGACACGUCGAAGGACGGGCUCGAGCUGUGCCAGAACCUCGAGCAGGACUACGGGACGCGCGGCGUCCACCUCUAGAGCUAAGACCCAUGAAGUUUUUUUUGUUGUCGCGGCGAUGGCGUCUUGUGAUAGAUAUUUUGUUACGUUGCUAGGAC